AUGACUGCGCGUCAAAUUACAAUAAAUAACAUCGCUUUCGACAAACUCGACAAAUGCACAGAAAAAGCCUACAAAGAAUGUUAUGACAAUUAUGUGAGUGAUUUUCUGAAAGAAUCGCGAAAAUAUGCGACGCGAAAAAAUCGCUCUUGUCACAAGCGAAAUUCGCCAAUGACGGACGAAGAGAAAAGAGAGGAAAAUAAACGAAAUUCGCGGAAUUAUACAAAACGCAAUCGCGAAGAAAUUGAUUUUUAUCGCGCGAAAUUAAGCGACGAAAAAUUGCGAUUGGAGAACAAAUGUGAGGAAGCGAAUGAUUUGUUUGGGCCGAAAAUAGUAAAUCGAGUAAAAGACACGUUGAGAACAUCCGAAAUUAUAAUGCAAAAUAUAAUUGAGGAUGGAGAAGGAAAAAUGAAACACGAGUUAAUUGAGCAGAUAUUGAACAAUUAUGAAAUGAAAAAGAAAGAUGGACAUAAAAUGGUUUGGGAGAAAAAUGAAUAUAGUUUUGAGAAGGAUUAUAAUCAGUUGAAGAGAGAAUAUGAGGAUUUGUUGGCGUCCAAAGAACAAUAUGUUAGUUUUUUUGAACGUUUUCACCAAAUCUUUGGUGGCAUAAACUUAAAUAUUCGAAUUUUUAUAGCUUGAAACAAAAUUCCCAAUCCCCUGAAAAUCCCAAUUCUGAGCCGAGAAAUCUGAAAAUUCGGAUUUGUCGGCCAGUGAAACUUUAAUUUGAUGAUUAUUUGGAUUUCUAGGCCACCAACACGUGAAACUUGGCUUUCUAGGUCCUUUGAGUCUCAAAAUCAACUUAAUUUUUGAAAUUUGAUCCGGAAAUAUUAAAUUUCACCUCAUAAAUCCCAUUUCCAACCCAAUUUUUUUCCAGAUCGUUGAAAAAGGUCGUACAAAUUUCGCCUCAGCCAAAAGUCGUCUUUAUCAACGUGUUUUGCGAGCUGAAAUGAAACGAGAAUGUUAUAUUUUACACUGUGCUAUCGAAAAUCUCGAUCAAAAAAUUGUGUAUUUGAGACAGUGCGAUACAGAUUUGAAAACCGAAAUUUGGAAUGAAUUUUUGGCGCCAAUCGAUGAUUAUUUCAAUAUAUCUACAAGUUAUAAUAAACUCGGUUUGGAUUAUAUGAAUUGGAAAAUUAUUCGCGAAUUCUACAAAACUUAUGAAUUGCCUGUAAAGGUUCCUACACUUGCUGAAGUUGUUGAACAAUUUUUCGAGGAAAAUGGAGCGAUUUCGGCUGCUGUCAAAACUGAAAUCAAAGAGGAAGAGGUGGAAAUUGAGGAGACGAAAUAUUCGGCUGAUUCGCAAAUUUCAAAAGCCGCUGAGAAUAUGGAUUCUGAAUGGACUAUGAAACGUAUUCCUUGGGAACAAUUGAUUGGAGUUCCGGUGCCCGAGGCCGAUAAUGAGAUUACGGUAAGGGAUUUAGGGAGAAAGGUUGAGAAAAUUUGGGGUUUUGAGCCAAGAUUCGAAUUUAUAGGUCAUUUCAACAAUCUCGUUGAAUUAACACAAAUAAUUGUUCAAUUCAAAACCUCCCUAGUUCUCUCCGAGACCUAAAAUACAGUAACCUAGAUCAAAUAAUAUGUUUUCAGAUCUCCACCACUCCAACUCCACCAUUAUUACCAAUUUCUCCAACCAACGUGAAAAUCGAAGAACCAGAAGAUGAAGAAGAAGAACCAGAUGACUCAUUUUUCCAACUCUUAACUCAAGUUGCCCAAAGUUCGAAUAUCUCAAUUUCAAAAGACACACCACUUCGCGAUUUGUUGACAACUUCAAGGAUACGACGAUUCCCGCGAUAA
Molecule: messenger RNA, 1788 nt
Organism: Caenorhabditis angaria
Lineage: Eukaryota; Metazoa; Nematoda; Chromadorea; Rhabditida; Rhabditidae
Source: the annotation of a GenBank genome assembly